AUGAGUAGUGGUAGUAUUAGACCAAGAAAGAAAGGUGGUAAUACUGUUGGAAGACACAUCACUACAGGUGGUAAUACAGCAAGUAAUGCUGCCAAUGUAAGUGGGAAUGCCGCCAAUGAUAAAUCAUUGGUCAACUACGAUUGGGCCAAAGAAAUGUUGAAUUGGAGUGACGGUUCUUACUCUACCAAUGGUCCAACCGAUAUUAAAGUCAACAUAAUCAUAUCGCUAUUCAUUUUCUCCGUCACUUUAGUAUUGUAUGCUUUGACUCAAUAUCCAUCUGUCUCAGGAGGUGAUGCUGGAGAGUUAAUUAUAAAUGCACAUCAACUUGGAAUAGCACAUCCACCCGGUUACCCUUUGUUUACCAUGUUAGGACGUUUCUUUGAUAAGUUUGUUCCGUAUGGAACGGUUGGAUGGCGUGUCGCUUUGAUGUCGUCGUUCUUUGGUGCCGUUGGCUCGGUUGCCAUUUUCCUCACCGUCAAACUGUGGGUCAAUGACAAUUGGUGUGCCGUCGUUUCAUCGUUGAUGUUUACAUUCUCACCACUGAUCUGGUGCUACCAUAUCCAGGGUGAGGUUUUCUCAAUCAAUAACAUGUUUGUUGCCAUUAUCAUGUUGUUGUCAGUGUGGUUCGUGCGCACGCGAAUCUACGAGAACGAACGAUUCAACGCAUCGUUUUGGACCAGUGAAAAGAUUGCCUAUCUCUCUGCAUUCGCAUGUGCUCUGGGAUUGACCAAUCAACAUACUCUCGUGCUGAUUGUCGUACCUUUUGCAUUCUGGUUGAUGUUUAUCGGUGGAAGAGAUCAACUCUGGAGCAUUCGUACCAUUACCAAUCUUACAAUGUCGGCACUCGCUGGUCUAAGUCCAUAUCUCUACUUGAUAUUGGCACCAAGAAUUCGUAUAAGAGAAUAUUCAUGGGGUAAUACUGGUGAAAUAAGUGGAUUUAUAACACAUUUCCUUAGAAAGGAAUAUGGUACAUUACAAUUGUAUAGUGGUGACUCUGGAAAUUCAACAUUGAUUUCUAGAAUUCUUUUGUAUUUCAAUAAUCUUUUCGAUCAAUUUGGAUACUUUGGUGCAAUUUUAUCAUUUAUUGGAAUCAUCAGUUUAUUACUUGGAUCAAAUUUAAAGAAUUUCCAAUGGAGAUCAAUUGGCACAAUGAUUAUCUUUACAUUUUUAUUCUAUAUAACAUUCUUCUUUAAUCUAUGUAAUCUACCAAUCGAAAAGCCAUUAUACAAAGGUGUAUUCCUUAGAUUCUUUAUGCAACCAAAUGUAAUUGUAUCGAUUGCCAUUGGUCUUGGAUUAAAAUAUUUAUUCAACUUUAUCAACUCUAAAUCACCAACAUUAAAAAAAAUAUUAUUACCAGCUGUAGCUAUUUUAUUGAUUUCAUAUCAAAUUGGAUCGAAUUAUCAGUUACAAGAUCAAAGUGAAAACUACUCAUUUAUCAACUAUGGACAUGCUAUUUUAGAUAACUUGCCAAAGAAUACAUUGUUGUUGGUUGGAGGAGAUCUUGUUACCAACGUUCCACAGUACUUGAAAUUGUGUGAAGGUGUAAGACCCGAUGUUGAUAUAUUGAGUCUCGAAGAGAUGAGUUGGGAUUGGUUCACAAUCACACAGGGACCACUCCUUAAGAACGUAAAUUUCCCAGGUUCAGUCUAUCAUCCCCAUCGUCCCGAAGGAUUCUCACUCAAGACCUUCUUGGACCGUAAUCAGCACCGUCCCAUCUAUCUGGCCGGUGACUUUAAAUAUGGAGACUACACUCAUCAGGCUCACUACUUUACUCUGCCACGUGGUUUCGCAUCACAGAUUCUUCCGAUCGAAAAAUCAAGACUCAACUACAAGACCAUCCUAAAGGAAUACCAGAAGUUCCCAUUCUUCCCACUGCCAAACGAUACCGUGAAGUAUCCAAACGAUUCAUGGGAAUUCUUCAUGGUCAACGACGUUGCCUCUUCACUGGAGAGGUCUGUCGAGAAUUUGUUGUCAUCCUAUCUGCAAGAGUUUACACAAGAAGGAGAGGACGCUCUUCGUCUAUCAGUUGAGAUUCUUCAAAAGGUACUGACCAUUCGUGACACCAAAUGUUGGACACUCAAACAUCUAGGUGUGGCAAGUGACCAUCUCCGUUAUCGUAUCCGAACCAAAGAUGGUUCCUAUGAGAAAUACUCAGAGAUCCUAUUCAAGUCAUGGACACGUUAUCUCGAAAUUUGUGCCAACGAAAAAGAUCAAGAUUGGGAUACCAUUUCCAAAGUUAUUAAUUCUCAACAACAAUAA
This is a messenger RNA of Heterostelium album PN500, 2259 nucleotides long. RefSeq lists its product as uncharacterized. The record is from RefSeq and is a predicted model, not a curated record. The coding region runs from base 1 to 2259 and encodes 752 amino acids. NCBI's taxonomy places the organism in Eukaryota, Evosea, Eumycetozoa, Acytosteliales, Acytosteliaceae. The transcript is spliced from 5 exons.